Messenger RNA from Nestor notabilis (Kea), 2432 nucleotides. RefSeq names its product CUB domain containing protein 1 (gene CDCP1). The transcript is spliced from 8 exons. The annotation marks the transcript as partial. Lineage: Eukaryota; Metazoa; Chordata; Aves; Psittaciformes; Psittacidae. The record is from RefSeq and is a predicted model, not a curated record.
CAUCCUUUACGAUCUCUCUUCGUACAGUGGACAAUGUUACAGUUAUGAUUAAACCAAGACCCAGUGCUCCACCAAGCUGUCAGAUUCGUGUUAAAAACAUCAGCAGGUCUGAACUCAAGAUAAAGCCUGGGGACAACAUGACUUUUACCUUCACUUGUCGUACUCCAGAGAAGUAUUUCAUCAUGGAAAUUGAGAAAAAUAUUGACUGUGUGUCAGGCCUGUGUCCCUUCGGAGAUGUUCAUCUUUACCCACCGGGACUACCUCGCCUUAACAGGACUUUCAUCUGGGACGUGAAGGCGAGCACAAAGGCUGGGCUUGAACUGAAAUUUACCCCAUGGCUGAAACAGGUUGAGCCAGGAGAGAUGUGCCCGGAUUUCCUCAGCUACAACAUCAACAGCUAUAUCGAUAAGGCCACGGUCAACAUUGGCACCUUCUGCAGGAAUGGCUCAGUGUCUCGCGUCAAGCUGUUGGGAGGAGUUAUCAUGUCUCUGCACCUCCCAUGGAACUCGCCUCUCACCACCUCGGGCUUCAACAUAGCUAACAGGGCUUCCAUAAAACGGUUAUGCAUUAUUGAAUCCAUUUUGAAGGAGGAGUCUUCAAUCACCCUGAUGUCCCCAAACUACCCACUGGGCUUUCCAGAAGAUGAGCUCAUGACAUGGCAGUUCGUGGUUCCUUCCAACAUGAGAGCAAGCGUGUUUUUCCACAACUACAGCCUCUCUAACUGCGAAAGGAAAGAGGAGAGGGUGGAGUAUUAUAUCCCUGGCUCCCCCAGCAACCCAGAGGUGUUCAAGCUGAGCGACAGCCAGCCUGCCAAUAUCGCUGGCACCUUCAACCUGUCCCUGCAGGGCUGUGAUCAGGAUGCCCAGAACCCAGGCAUCCUCCGCUUGCUCUUCCAAGUCGUUGUUCAGCACCCACAGGUCGAUGAGAAUGUCACCCAUUUGGUUGACCUGAGCAAGGAGUGGAACACGACUGUGAUGAUACACUUUGAAGGGUGGCCCAUCCGUGCCCCGCUCAUGUCUGAACCUAUAUGCCUCAUCUGUAAGGAUCCUCGCACCUGUGACCGCACAUUGACGUUAGUGUCUGGUGCCAUCUACAAGAUCUCCUUUCUGUGCAAGGACUUGUCCCGGCUGAGGAUCACAGCUGAAAAAGGCAUAAGCUGUGUUGAUCUUCGAUGGUGUCAGAGGAAGAUCUAUUCCCUUUCGGUGCCCAAGGCUAUCACCCAGCUGCCAAUUCGACUGUAUAAGUUUAUUUGGAAGCUCUUGGCUCCUGAUCUGAUCAACAUAGAAAUUACAUCUCCGUCCUUGAAACUUCAGCAACACGUCCCAGAGCAGAGGUGCAACACGAGCUACAGUUACAGCAUUGUCAGUGCCACCCCAGAGACCGAGUUGAAUGUUGGUGUAUUCUGUCCUGGUGGAUCCAUUGAAAAGAUUCAGAUGAGGAAUAAUAUCACCAUAUCUUUAAAAACAUUUGGUAAAGGAAUCCUCAAUGAGUCUAACCAUCAGGAUCUGAAAAUGUCUUUUGUGCCUCAUAUUAAAGAUGAGUGCACCUUCACUGUGAGUCCAGAUCCAAAAGCCAAAGUUUACUUGCAGACUCCCAACUGGCCUUAUGGUCUCCCUCCUUAUGUCUCCAUAUCCUGGUACGUCCUUGUGCCCAGCAAGCAAGUUGCCCGCCUCGGGUUCUCCAAGGACCGCAUGGGCAUUGUGUGUGAGACAGGCCGUGCCUAUGUCAACAUAAAGGAAGAGACAUCAGGGGCAGAGGAGAUCGUGCGCCGUGAGGAUGAACUGCUGCCCCAGCCCCGAAAUAUGUAUCACAACUUCUGGGUCAACAUCUCAAACUGUAAACCUGUGGAGAGGACGCAGCUGACCUUGCAGUUCCAGGUGACUUCUGCUGACAAGCAGAUAGACCUAGGAGUGAUACUUGCUGUGGUGGCCGGGGCUGGAGUUCUCAUGGCUAUUGGACUGACCGUGUGCUGUGUUAAGAAGAAGAAGAAGAAAAGCCAGGAUCCCAUGGUGGGAGUGUACAAUCCUAAUGUGAAUACCCAGAUGCCUGGAAAACAAGGCUUAUUCACAAAAGGGAGGAAAAACAACGAAUCUCAUGUCUAUGCAGUUAUUGAUGAUGCUAUGGUCUAUGGGCACUUGCUGAAGGAAUCCAAUGGCUCAGUCAGUCCAGAAGUUGAUGUGUACCGGCCUUUUGAUGGACCCAUUGGUAGCUUGCCACCUUCUCCACCUCCAUUUUCCUUCAGAAAAGACAUUAAAUGCUCUUCUAACACCGAGGACCCUUCACCUCUGACAGGCACGGACCAUGACACUUACAUGUUUGCUCAUCAGCAAUCAGGGCAAUCAGAGGACAAUGGAGAUACAAAUGAAGAGAAGAAUGGAGAAACCAGCACAUCCUUGCUGGAAAACAAGGAACAGGAUGGUUCAGAGGAGUAA